This is a messenger RNA of Arachis stenosperma, 974 nucleotides long. RefSeq names its product expansin-like B1. The transcript is spliced from 3 exons. Bases 81 to 827 code for a protein of 248 amino acids. Gene Ontology annotation, biological process: sexual reproduction. Gene Ontology annotation, cellular component: extracellular region. NCBI's taxonomy places the organism in Eukaryota, Viridiplantae, Streptophyta, Magnoliopsida, Fabales, Fabaceae. The record is from RefSeq and is a predicted model, not a curated record.
UGCCACCCAUCGUCACAAACAAAGCCUUCACUCAUAAUUGCAUUUAACUUGUUCAUUUCUGAGCUAUCUUAGCUCGAGACAUGGAGCUUAAUUUGAAGCGCCAGAUCGGAAUUUUUUGUGUUCUAUUGAUCUUACCAGCACUAUGCAGUGCUGCGUUUACAAAAUCCAGAGCAACAUUUUAUAGUACCUCUGAUGGUUUAGGGACUCCAACUGGACGCUGUGGGUACGGCGACUAUGGAAGGACGGUCCACGGAGGAAGUGUCGCCGGUGUGUCAAACCUCUGGAGGGAUGGAGUUGGCUGUGGUCUUUGUUAUCAGGUGAGGUGCACAAACCCAUCGCUGUGCAACAGUAAUGGAGCAUACUUGGUGGUAACAGACUACGGUGCAGGAGAUAGAACAGAUUUCAUAAUGAGCCCAGCGGCCUUCUCAAGUUUGGGAGUCAACUCAACAGCAAAUGAUGAACUCAGGAAACUAGGCACCGUUGAUAUUGAAUACCAGAGGAUUUCAUGCAGUUACCCUGGCCAAAACAUUGUCAUCAAAAUCAAAGAGAGUAGCACCAACCCUGGUUACUUGUCUAUUGUACUUUUCAAUGUUGGUGGAACAUGCGAUGUCAUUGCUAUUCAGUUGUCGCAGUCGGGCAGCAACACAUGGGUUUCUUUGCAGAGGGUGGACGGUGCAGUUUUUCAGAUUUCAAACCCGCCAAGUGGGACCCUCAGAUUCAGAUUCCAAGUUAAUUGCGGUUCUGGACUUGAAUGGAGGCUCCCCAAGAAUGACAUCCCUGCUAACUGGAGGGCUGGUGCCACUUAUGACACUGGCAUUCAGUUUUAAAUUUGUAAGAAUAAUAAUGCAUGAUUUGUGUUUGUGUGCUGCUGCCUCAUGUGAUUUGUUUUGUUGUUUUUUUUUUGUGAUGUGAGACUGGAAAAUAAUGGGGCUACUUGUCCGUCAAAUAUAUGUAUAUGAAGAAAUAAAUGUGGU